CACACACACACACACACACACACACACACACACACACACACACACAUCGUCUUUGUUGUCUGAAGAGCAGUGGGAGUUUAAAAGAGAAGCCAGGAUCUCUGAGGGGACAGAAGUGUGCAUUUAUUUUCAUCAGCUGCACCUCCUCCUCUCCGGUGAGCUCUGUCGUCGUGUCUUCUUGCUCUCGUCACAAACACGCAAUUGGUCAGCAGAGGGGGGCUGGGGGUGGGGGUCCAGGGUCCCUGCAGGGUCUGAAGGGAUAAAAGCAGCCGUGAGCGCGGAGCAGACUUCAGACUUCCUCUGCAGGUGCAGGCUGCAGACGCAGAGCGGGUGAUGGAGCGCACCUUCCGGCAGCAGCUCUUCCUCCUGCUGCUCUGUGUGUCCGUCCUCAGAGCAGAGCUCAGACAUGUGGAGAGCAACGAAAUCUCAAAAGAUGAGUUAUUUUCACUUUUCAACCCGGAGCUGAGGAGAGAAACACCUGAUGUGUUCAGGUACCGCCGACCUCUGCGGUGUCUGGACAUGGUGGCAGUGGAGGGUCAGUUCACCUUCACAGCAGAGUCUCUGCAGCUCAGCUGUGCUGCUUUCUUCAUGGCAGAGCCCAGUGAGGUGAUCGGGGUGGAGUUUGACCGAGUCGACAUUGACUGCAGUGUGGGGGACUUUGUCACGGUGUUUGAUGGGUGGGUGAUGAAGGGUGAAAAGUUCCCCAGCUCCCAGGACCACCCGCUGCCUCUGCAUGAGCGUUACGUGGAUUACUGCGACUCGGGCUCAGAGAGGAAAAGCGUGCGCUCUUCUCAGAACGUGGCCAUGGUUUUCUUCCGCAUUCACACCCCUGGCAGCAGCUUCACCCUGACGGUCAGGAAACACGUCAACCCUGUCCCCUGCAACGUCCUGUCGCAGUCAGCAGAGGGCAGUUACACCAUGGUGAGCCCACAGCAGCACAGGAACUGCAGCUUCUCCAUCGUUUAUCCUGUCGCCAUCGACAUCUCAGAGUUCAGCCUGGGCCACCGCAACAACUUCCCCAAG
Molecule: messenger RNA, 1020 nt
Organism: Austrofundulus limnaeus
Lineage: Eukaryota; Metazoa; Chordata; Actinopteri; Cyprinodontiformes; Rivulidae
Gene: crhbp
Product: corticotropin releasing hormone binding protein
Biological process (GO): negative regulation of corticotropin-releasing hormone receptor activity; hormone-mediated signaling pathway; negative regulation of corticotropin secretion
Molecular function (GO): corticotropin-releasing hormone binding
Source: RefSeq, a predicted model, not a curated record